This is a messenger RNA of Coccomyxa subellipsoidea C-169, 900 nucleotides long. RefSeq names its product inositol monophosphatase. Gene Ontology annotation, biological process: phosphatidylinositol phosphate biosynthetic process; inositol metabolic process; signal transduction. Gene Ontology annotation, molecular function: inositol monophosphate 1-phosphatase activity. The record is from RefSeq and is a predicted model, not a curated record. The annotation marks the transcript as partial. The transcript has 6 exons. Lineage: Eukaryota; Viridiplantae; Chlorophyta; Trebouxiophyceae; Coccomyxaceae.
GCCAGCACCACAGGUCCUGUGGCUUUUGAGCAUCUGCUGGAAGUGGCGGAACGCGCAGCCAAAGCAGGCGCUGCAGUUGUGAGCGAGAGAGUGGACAAACCGCGCAACAUUGAGUUCAAAGGUGCCACGGACCUUGUGACGGACACAGACAAAGCCAGCGAAGACGCUGUUCUCUCGGUGCUGAGAACAGCAUUCCCAGACCAUGCUCUUUUAGGAGAAGAGGGGGGUAUCUCAGGCGACACCGGAUCAGAAUAUCUCUGGUGUGUGGAUCCCUUGGACGGGACCACCAACUUUGCACAUGGCUACCCGUCCUUUGCAGUGUCCGUUGCAGUGCUGCAGAAGGGAGACCCAGUGGCUGGAGUUGUGGUGGAGUUUGCGGGGGGUCCUGGCUCUUGGGUGACCAAGACAUACACUGCGGCCAAAGGCAAGGGAGCCUUUCUGAAUGGCUCACCCAUCUCCGUCAGCCGCUGCAAGGAUGUCAAUCUCUCCCUACUGGUUACUGGCUUUGGAUACGAGCAUGAUGAGGCGUGGGCGGCAAACAUAGAGCUGUUCAAAGAGUUCACAGAUGAGUCACGUGGGGUGCGCCGAUUGGGGGCAGCAGCCGUGGAUCUGUGCCAUGUUGCUCUGGGGAUUGUGGAUGGUUACUGGGAAUUCAGGCUGAAGCCCUGGGACAUGGCGGCCGGGGUGCUCAUCGCCAGAGAGGCUGGCGCCAAAAUCACAACUAUGGAUGGACAGCCGUUCACCGUGUUUUCGAGGUCGGUGCUUGCUGCAAACGAUGGGAUCCACCCUGCGAUACUGGAGAAGACCCAGGUCAAGACAGAGGGCCUGAUGAAGAGCGGCAUCGAUAUGUCGCCCUGGUUCCUUCCUGACGGGUAUCAGGUGUCUGACAUUUCGUUGUGA